Molecule: messenger RNA, 921 nt
Organism: Rotaria sp. Silwood2
Lineage: Eukaryota; Metazoa; Rotifera; Eurotatoria; Philodinida; Philodinidae
Source: the annotation of a GenBank genome assembly
AUGUCAUUCAAUGAAGACGUUUCAAUAUGGAUCGAUUUAGAAAUAGAUGGAUUAGAUUUAACCAUAAAUUUUAUCUUAGAAAUUGCUUGUAUCGUUGCUGAUUUUGAUUUAACAAAUAUUCAUCAAGACAUCAUAUAUUCAUAUUUUCUAUUAAUAAAAUAUUUCUUAGGACCUGAUCUUGUGAUUAAUCAUUCAAAAUCAUUACUUGAUGCAAUGGGAUCAUGGUGUACAGAACAUCAUACGAAAUCAGAUUUUGUUCAACAAGUUUUAGAUAGUAAAUUAUCAAUGUCGAAUGCUGAAACAGAAAUAAUAAAUUUUAUUCAACAAGUAACAUCAUUCUCAACAAAUAAAAAACGUCUUAUUCUUGCUGAAAAUUUUGUUUAUGUUGAUCGAUAUUUUCUUGAAAAAGACAUGCCACGUUUAAAUUCUUUACUUGAUCGAUCCAUUCUUGAUUGUAGUACAUUAAAGGAAUUAAUUCAUCGUUUUAAUUAUAAAUUUUAUACAAAUGCACCAAUUAAAACUGGAAAUCAUAAUCGUGCAUUAGAUGAUAUUCGUAAUAGCAUAAAAGAAUUAAAAUAUUAUCAGAAAUCAGCUUUUGAAAAUCUUAAUAUAAUUGAUGAAAUUGUUGAUGGAAAAAUAAAUGAUGAUCUAAUGAAAUUUGUUCGUCGAAAUCAAAUUUAUCGAGAAAGACGUCUUGUUGUAGCUGGAAAAUCUUUAGGUUCAAUACGAAGUGAAUUAAAAAACUUGGCUCCUCAAUUUAGCGAAUUUUGCCAUUAUCGAUCAAUUGAUAUCGAUGCUAUUUCAGUUUCAUGUGAAAAAUGGUUUCUAAAUAUUUAUAAACAACGACCUUUUAAGAAUGAUAAUGAUUUAAAAAAUUCCAUUGAACUUCUUCGUUUUUAUCAUUCGACUAUAUUUAAAUAG